AUGACCCUCGCCGGGACAAAGCCUGCGCCUCCAAACAAGACGGCUUCGUCUGCUAUCCAUGUUGAGCAAAACCUGCCACAACAUGUCGCAGACACAGAGAAGCCAUGGCAAGCUAUCGCCAAGUAUCCCAAAGUCUUGCUUUAUGCUGUGCUCAUCAACAUCGGCCCUCUUCUGUUUGGUUACGACAUGGUCAUCAUCGGUGCUGUCUCAUCACUAAGACAGUUCAAGAUGGACUUUGGUGAACCUCAUGGCGAGAAGUGGGUUAUCCCAGCUCUUUGGAUUGCGCUCUGGAACAGCUUCCUUCAACUCGGUGCUGGAUCUGGUGCUUUUUCUGCGGGAGUAUGCCAGGACCGUCUUGGUAGACGGGCCACAGUACUCUUGGGAGGUCUGCUUGGUUGUGUUGGCGCGGCUGUAUCAUUCACCUCUUGCAUGCCCGCAACAAUGUUGAACCGCCGCAUUUCGUUCAUGAUGGCCAAGUUUGUGCUGGGUGCCUCCUGUGGUCUUCUCAUGUCAGCUUGUCAGACGUGGAUUUCCGAGACAACUCCUAAACAUCUUCGUGGAUUCUUUCUUAGUUUCUAUGGCUUCAACGUGUCCUUUGGUCAUUUGAUCGCCAUUGCUGUUGUAUUUGGUGGAUCUAACGGCGCCGGUCGCGACUCCUACCAGAUCCCAUUUGCUACUCAAUGGGCCUUUGGCGGCUGGGCCAUGGUUGUCGCCUUAGUCCUCCCAGAAAGUCCCGUCUGGCUCGCUUCCCGAGAUCAGAUUGACAAAGCGCAGCGUUCUCUCGAAAGACUCGGCGCGUCCGAUAUGCUCCCACAGAUCAUGCGGACUCUUGAGGAAGAGCGUAGCCAGAAUGUCUUGAACGAAGGCGCCCCUACUUACCGCGAGUGCUUCCGCGACACAAACCGCCGCCGCACCUUUCUUGCCAUGUUUCUCACGAGUAUUCAACAGGCCAUUGGCAUGUCCCUUAUCGCCAAUGCUGCUUACUUUCUCACAAUGGCUGGCAUGCCAUCACGCUACUCUCUCAUGGUUAACCUGAUUGGUAUCUCAUCGACUAUGGUCGCCGGCAUUAUUUCAUGGUACACGAUUCCUCGUUAUGGACGCAGGAGGAUGAUCCUCAUCAGCCACUUCGCCGACAAUGCGGCUUGGCUGGCUAUGGGUAUUGCCGGUUGUUUCUCGACCGAGGCUGCAAAAUGGAUGGUUGGCGUAGGUCUCGUCCUAGUCGGCUUCUUUAACAGCUUCGGAGUCGCCACCGCUGUACCUGUGCUGCAGUCCGAAGUUUCAUCGGUUCGCCUUCGUUCGAAGACGUCAGGUAUCGCUUUUACCUGUCAGUCUCUUAGCAUGUGGGCUUUCAACUUCUUUACUCCGUACAUGUACAACACAGAUCAGCUGAACUGGGGAGGCAAGAUUGGAUUCUUCUUCUUUGGCCUAGGCUCCAUCUCCUUUGUCGUGUCAUAUUUUGCCAUCCCCGAAACCAAGGGAAGGACCUUUUCGGAGAUUGACUACCUGUUUGAGACUGGUGUCAAGCACCGCAUGUUCCAUAAGACAGUCAUUGGUGGUGGUGAGGAGAUGGACGAGGAUGAUGGUGGCAAGUCCAAGGCAUUUUAG
This is a messenger RNA of Fusarium pseudograminearum CS3096, 1605 nucleotides long. RefSeq lists its product as uncharacterized. Gene Ontology annotation, cellular component: membrane. NCBI's taxonomy places the organism in Eukaryota, Fungi, Ascomycota, Sordariomycetes, Hypocreales, Nectriaceae. Gene Ontology annotation, molecular function: carbohydrate:proton symporter activity. Gene Ontology annotation, biological process: carbohydrate transport; transmembrane transport. The transcript has 3 exons. The record is from RefSeq and is a predicted model, not a curated record. Bases 1 to 1605 code for a protein of 534 amino acids.